Monodelphis domestica (gray short-tailed opossum) is the source of this 11858-nucleotide messenger RNA. RefSeq lists its product as uncharacterized. Lineage: Eukaryota; Metazoa; Chordata; Mammalia; Didelphimorphia; Didelphidae. Gene Ontology annotation, biological process: regulation of DNA-templated transcription. The record is from RefSeq and is a predicted model, not a curated record.
CAUUUCCUCCCUCCCUCCUUCUCCCCUUUUCCUCGUUUGCCAGAGGCUGCUUCCCCUUCUCUGUCCUGAGCGACCUGGGACAGGGUGAGCGGGAACCCAAAGUGGGGUCAGGUCCAUGCGGAGACCGAGUGCGGAGGUGCGGCGGGACCGGAAUACCAGCAGCUGGUUAGGGAGCCUAGAGAGAAGGGGAGCUCUGUCUCCUUUGGCCUCUGCUGUCCCCCAGGAGGUGGGAGCGCUGAGAAGGAGGGGAUGGCGCCUGUGCCAAUGCCAGCCAGGCCCUGCCGGGAAUCAGUGACAUUCCAGGAUGUGGCUGUUGAAUUCACCUGGGAGGAGUGGGGACAUUUAAACCCAUCUCAGAAAAAGUUGUACAGGGAUGUGAUGUUGGAAAACUACAAGAACUUGGUCUCUUUGGGAUUUGCAGUUUCCAAACCAGAUGUGAUCUACCAAUUGGAAAGAAACGAAGCAUCCUGGACGCCAGAGGCAGAUAUUUCAAGAAGCCACUGUCCAGAGAACAAAGAAUUUAUUGGAGAGAAACUUUAUGAAUGUAAUAAAUGUGGGAAUACCUUCAGGAGUAAAGCACAACUUAGUGUGUAUCAGAGAAUUCCUAGUGGAAAGAAUGAAUGUGAGGAAUGUGGGAAGAUCUUCAAUCGCAACUCAGCUUUUACUAAAACACAAAAAAUUCCUAAUGGAGAGAAACGUUAUGAAUGCAGUGAAUGUGGAAAGGCCUUCAGGAGGAAGGCACAUCUUACUGUGCAUCAGAGAAUUCAUACUGGAGAUAUUCUUUAUGAAUGUAAAGAGUGUGGAAAGGCUUUUCACUACAACUCAGCACUUAUUCUACAUCAAAGAAUUCAUACUGGAGAGAAACCGUAUGAAUGUAAUGAAUGUGAAAAAGCUUUCAGGAGUAAGACACAACUUACUGUGCAUCAGAGAAUUCAUACUGGAGAGAUUCUUUAUGCAUGUAAAGAAUGUGGAAAGACUUUUCACUACAACUCAGAACUUAUUCGUCAUCUAAGAAUUCAUACUGGAGAGAAACCUUAUGAAUGUACUGUAUGUGGGAAGGCUUUCAGGAGGAAACCACAUCUUACUGUGCAUCAGAGAAUUCAUACUGGAGAGAAGCCUUAUGAAUGUAGUGAAUGUGGGAAGAACUUCAAAAGGAAGGCACAACUUACUGUGCAUCAGAAAAUUCAUACAGGAGACAUUCUUUACGAAUGUAAGGAGUGUGGAAAGGCUUUCCACUAUAAUUCAGCACUUAUUCUACAUCAAAGAAUUCAUACUGGAGAGAAACCUUAUGAAUGUAGUGAAUGUGGUAAGGCUUUCAGGAUCAAGGCACGUCUUACUGUGCAUCAGAGAAUUCAUACUGGAGAGAUUCUUUAUGCCUGUAAGGUUUGUGGGAAGGCUUUCCAUUACAACUCAGAACUUAUCCCACAUCAAAGAAUUCAUACUGGAGAAAAACCUUUUGAAUGUUUUGUAUGUGGAAAAGCCUUCCGCCGGACUGUAGAUCUUACUCAACAUCAAAGUAUUCAUACUGGGGAGAGACCUUUUGAAUGUAAUGAAUGUGGGAAGACAUUCACACUGAGGAAAUACCUUGCUCAGCAUCAAAGAAUUCAUUCUGGAUAGAAACCUUAUGAGUGUAAUACACUUGGGAAGGCCUUUAGGCCUGAGGACACUAGUUUAUACCCAUCAGAGAAUUGAUACUAGAGACAUUCAUCAUCAAUAUAAGGAGUAUGAGACGGCCUUCUACUAUAGCUUAGAAGUUUUUUUGACAUAAAGGAGAGAAACCUUAUGAAGGUAGUGAAUUUGGGAAGGCAGGUCUUACUUUGCACCAGAGAAUUCAUAUUGGAAAGAUUAUUUUAAAAAAUAUUUUAUUUUUUAAAUUUCAUCUAAAUAAAUUUUAACAAUCAUUUAAAAAUUUUUUGAGUACCAAAUUCUCUCUUUUCCUUUCGUCCCUUCCACCCUUCAUGAGAAGGACAGCAGUUUCAAAUAGGCUACACACAUGCAGUCAUGAAAAAUAUUUCCAUAUUGGCCAUGUUUUAAGAGAAAACAUGGACAAAAAAAGAAGAAAGAAUUUUUUUUAAGUAUGUUUUGAUUUGUAUUCAGACUUCAUCAGUUCUUUCUCUGGAGAUGAAUAGCAUUUUUCAUAAUUCCUUCAGAAUUGUCUUGAGUCAUUGUUUUGCUUAGAAUAGCUAAGUCAAUUAAAAUCGAUCAUUUAACAAUGUUACUUUUAUGAUGUACAGUGUUCUCCUGGUUCUACUCAUUUCACUUUUCAUUAGUUCAUGUAAAUCUUACCAAGUUAUUUCUUAUAGCACAAUAAUAUUCAUUACAACUCGUGAUGUAUACCAUAGCUUAUUCAGCCAUUCACCAAUUGAUGGGCAUCCCUUUGAUUUCCAAUUUUUUCUACCACAAAAAGAACUACUUUAAAUAUUUUUGUACAUAUAAGUCCUUUUCCUUUUCUUUUUAAAUCUAUUUGAGAUAUAGACCUACUAGUGGUUAUUUGUCCUACAUUUUCAAAGAUGACCAAAGAUAUCACAAGUGAUAUCUUCACAUGUGCAUGAAUUGUAUUUAAGUGAGGUAGAAAAACACAAAGUUGUUGGCUGCAUUCUUCUUUUUUAAAAGAAAUUUCAAUAGUAGUGGUGAUAAUAGGCAUCCUUGCUUCACACCUGAACUUAUUGGUAAGGCUUCUAGUUUAUCACUAUUACAGAUAAUGCUUGCUGAUAAUUUUAGAUAAAUGCUAUUUAUAAUUUUAAGAAAUCUGAUUUAUUCCAAUGUUUUCUAAUUUUUUAAUAAGAAUGGGUGUUGUAUUUUGUCAGAGGCAUUUUCUGCAUCUUUUGAGAUAAUAAUAUGGUUCUCUUGGUUUUGCUAUUCAUAUGGUCAAUUAUGUUAAUAGUUUUACUAAUAUUGAACUAACAUUGCAUUCCUGGUAUAAAAUUCACCUUAUCAUAGUGUAUUGUCUUUCUUAUAUAAUGCUGUUAUCUUCUUAUUAGUAUUUUAUUUAAAAAUUUUUCUCAGUGUUCUUAUUGAGGCUAUUGGUCUAUAGUUUUCUUUCUCUAUAUUAGCUCUUCCUGGUUUUAGGUAUCAGUACCAAAUUUCUUUCAUAAAAGUGAUUUUUGAAUUCCUUCUUCUCUUGUUUUUCCAAACAGUUUAUGUAAUAUUGGACUUCUUUGAAUAUUUGAAUGAAUUUACUUGUGAAGCCAUCUGACCUUGGGGUCCUUUUUUCUUAGGGAAUUCUUUAAUAAUUUUUUUCUGUGAUGGGGUUUAUGUAUAUCCCUGCUUUUUUAACUUUAGCUGAAGCAUAAUAGAUUCUUUACUUUUACUCUGUGCAUGUCCUCUUGCUUUAAAUGUAUUUCUUGUAGACAGAAUCUUGUGGGAUUCUGGCCUUUAAUCCACUAUGCUAUUAUCUCCCCUUUUAUGGGUCAGUUAAUGCUGUUCACAUUCACAGUAAUAAUCUCUAACCACGUAUUUCCCUCCAUUUUAUUUUCCAUCUGUUUAUCUUCACCUUCCUCUCCUUUCAGCCUUUCCCUUUUAACAAGUUUUUGCUUCUGACUACCACUUCUCCAAGUUCACUCUCUUUUUUGUCCAUCCCCUACUUGUCUUAUUUCCCUUUCCUUUCUUGUUUCCAUACAGGUUUCUGUAGCUAACUGAAUGUGAAUGUUAUUCCUGCUUUGCACUAAUUCCGAUGCGAGUAAGGUUCAAGCAUUGCCUGCCACCCCUAUUCCCCAUCUUCCCUUUCAUUGUAUUGAUUCUUACAUGCCUCAUCAUGUGAGAUAAUUUACCCCAAACUUUCUGAACUUUUCUCUUUUCCCAGUUCAUUCCUCUUAUCCCUUGAUUAAAAAAAAAACAAAACCAUCAUCCCUUAAUAUUCAACUCCUUGCCAUCUCUUUGUAUGGAUCUAUUCACUAUUCUAAUAUUGAUAAAAUUCUUAAGUAUCUUUUGUACCUUAAAGAUCCCAAGCACUUUAGGUAUUGUAGAUAUCUUAAGUAUCUUAAGUUAUCAUCUUAUAUAGUAAUGCAAUCAGUUUAAGCCCAUUAUUUCUCUUGAUUACCUUAAAGAUCCUAAUGCAUCUCUUGGCUUCUGGGAUCCAAGAUGGUAGAGUAAGGAAUGUUCUGAACACGCCCAAACCCACUUCCAAAUAACCACAUAAAAACUGACUCAACACAAAUUUUGGAGAGAUAGAACUAAUAAGACAAAGGGAAGCAGAGUUUCAGUAUAGAGGGACAGUAGGAAGGAUCUACCUUGCUGAGGUAAGCAGGGAGAGCUUUGGAACAGGCUGUGUAAGGAGCAUCCCAGCACAUACUGAGGAAUAUGGGGAGAGGCCCAGGUGCAAACAGCUGGGAGGACUAGUUCAGCAGAACUAACCUGGUACUCAUGAUAUCACAGUGAACUGGCUUUCUAAGGAGCAUAAUUCACCUAUGCAGUACAUUUCUCUCUCACUCAGGGAAACCCAGGGAUAGUACUUCCUCUACCCCAGGAGUGGAGCUGAGCUUCAGCAUAUAAGCAGGAUCACAAAAAUCCCCCUUAAAUAAGCAAAAGACAAAAGUCUGGCCUCAGAAAACAUAAGCUCAGAAGAAAACAGUACCAAAAUGGCAGUGUGUGAAGCCUCAAAGGCAAAUGUGAAAUGAUAUAUCAGUCCCAAAAUGAACUCUGGAAGAACUCCAAAAGAGGAUCAUAAAACAAAUAAGAAAACUAGAAGAAAAAUUUCAAGGAGAAGUGAGAGACCUAAGAAAGGAAACACAAAACUUCAAGCAAAAGAAGUAACUCUCUAAAAAAGGAAAUAACAAAAGUCUAAGAAAAAAAUGACUCCCUAAACAUUAGAAUUGGACAAAUGGGAGCUAAUGACUCUGGAAGAUGGUAGGAAACAAAUUCAAAGGAAGGAAAAAAGUAGAAGGAAAUCUGAAAUAUCUCACUGAAAAAAAUGAAUGACUUGCAAAAUAGAUCCAGGAAAUAUAACCAAGAAUCAUUAGACUGCCUGGAAGCCAUAAUUGGAAAAGCAGCAUAGACAUCAUAUAGAAAGGACUUAUCAGGAGAAAUUGCCCUAAUAGUUUUGAACAAAAGGGGAAAAUAGAAAUUGAAAGAAUUCACCAAUUGCCUCCUGAAAGACACCCCAAAUUUAAAAAUUCCAGGACUAUUAUAGCCAAAUUUUAAAAUUUCCAGGCCAAGGAGAAAUUAUGGCAAGUAGCCAACCUUCCCCCCCCCAACCAAAAAAAAAAAACAAACCAAAAAACAAAUAUGAAGCCACAGCAAGGAUUACACAGGACCUAGCAGCUUCUAAAUCAAAAGGACUGGAAGGCAUGGUAUUCCAGAAAGCAAAGACUUGGGCUACAACCAUGACUCAUCUACCUAACAAAACUGAACAUAAUACUUCAGGGUAAAAAAUGCAUAUUGAAUGACAUAGAGGAGUUGCUGGCAUUCCUGAUGAAAGGACCAGAGACAAAAAAAAAAUUCAUUGAUCAAAUUUGACACUCAAGAGAAGCAUAAAAAGGUAAACAGAAAAGAAAAAAUUCAAAGACCUCAUAAAGAUUAAAAUAAUUACUAAUCAAGAUAUCUAUGAUAUAAGAGAUACUUAAAGUACCCACUCUCUCUUCAAGAAUCAUCAUAAUCCAGUGACAAGACAAAAGUCAGAAUGAUUGGUGAUGUCACCCAGGAUAUAGUGGAUGAUCUUAGAGUCUGUGAUAUUUGAUCAAGCUCUAAGUGGUCCUCAGUGCCUGCUUCUGCUGCCACCCCCAUAACCAUUGGAACAAAUUUUGGUUAUUAAUCUCUUUUGAUGGGGGAAGUCUUUACAUGCCUGGGAUAGAUACCCACAUCUUACCAAUGGGUUUGAAGCCUGUCAGCUACACCCAGCCUUCCCACUCACCUGAGUUGUGGCCACUGUGAAUACUACAGCUUCUUCGAGCCACAGGAGAGAGCUGGGUCUAAAGAAGGAAAACAGUCCUGGAGAGGACUCAACAAGUCCUCACACCAGAGGCAUUAUUCUUCUCUGAACACCCUUUGGUAAGUGUUGGUGGUAUAGUGGUGAGCACAGCCCAAGUAUGAUUCCUAGCCAAUGUAGCAAUUAAUAGUGAUAUUGCUGUGCUAAACAGUUUUAUGAUCCUUUGGGCAUAGUUCCAAAUUGCUUUUGUUUAGGAGAAGCUUCAAGCCAUGUCAGACAGGCUCUUUAGAGUACUGAAAUUUUAUCUAAAUUUCUAAAUUCUAUCUAAAUUUUAAAAAAGAUUUAAUCUAUUAGUGAAAUCAGGUGCCUUAGGACUCUGGGAGGAGGCUAUCAAUGGGAUGAGAAAUUUAAUGGUAGAACCUUGACAAUGAGUCAUAAAUUGGAGGAAUUAAUAGAUAUGGGACCUCUAUAGGGUUAUCUAGCCUUCUUGAUCUUCGUGUUCCCAGAGAUUUCUGUUCCUCAUUAGAAACCUAGAGGACAUCACCCUUUGACCUAGAGCUUUCUCCUUUCCACCUCUUUUAAAUCGGCAUUGGCUCAACUCAUACUUGAAAUCCGUGAGCUUUAAUCUAAGUGAUUCCUGAUCCUGCAUGACUCACUGGUUUGUGGCAUCUUGAAUGAUAAGAGAUCUUAGUUAGGAGUCAGAGAACAAUGUCAUUUUAACCAUUGUUUUGUGGAAUCUUGAACUUUUAACUUUCUGAACUAGUGAUCUGUAUAAUAACAGACUUUUAUUAGAUGAUCCCUAAAGAUAUUUUAUUAGAAAUAAGGAUACUAAUGGAGCCCAGGAGACUUGAGUUAAACUUUCCCACUGGAUAGAGUGGCUUGAAGCCAGGAGGUCAUGGAUCUAAAUAUGACUUCAUACACUUCCUAGUUAUAUGAUCCUGGGCAAGUCACUUAGCCCUAAUUGCCUAGCCCUUAUUGUUCUUAUUCCUCAGAACCAAUACCUAGUAUUAAAUCUCAGAUGGAAAGCAAGGGUUUAAAAAAAAUCUUCCCACUACCACAAAUAGCAACAAGGAUUGUUAGGAGCAAAGUUGCUAUAUGGCAAACCUGGAACACUUUGAGUUGUUUCCUCUUAGGUGGAUUCAUUGGGGACCCACUUUUAGGGGUUCUUUGGGGCAUGGAGAAAAUAAUAAAGUUAAAGGACAGUGACAGGAGCUCUUGACAUCCCCAGGAAUCUUAUUUUUGAUUGUCUUUAAUUCCUUUACCUGCUGAUUGUAUGUGUUUUUACUUUCCUGAACUGCACUUUUCCAUGCAUGAGGAGUCAAUUUUGUCUGCCUCAAUUUCUGUCAAAACCUGUAAAAUGGGGAUAAUAAUAACAGCACCUAUCUUCCACAAGGGGAUAAAAUGAGAUGAUUGCAGCACUAUAUGGUAGUAGCAUUCCCUCUUAUGUUCCAUGAUUUAAGCUUUAAUCCAACUUUCCACUACACAAGUAUUUGAAAGGCUGUCAUGUGAAAGAAAAGGCUUAGUCUUUGCCUUGUCUGACCCAAAGAUCUAGAGGCAAUGAGGGAAAGUUUCAAAGAGGCAAAUGAGGCCCAAUGUCAGAACAAACUUCCUCACUGUUAGAGAUGUGCAAAAAUGAAGUUGGCUGCCUGUCCCAAUGAGUAAAUUGCCUGAUAAUUGGUGGGUUUUACAUACCCUGCCCACUUCCUAUAGUAUCACUUAUAGGAAAUAAAUAUUUCCUUUUUCUCUUCUCAAACAUGGAGGGAGAGGAUAAAAAGAAAAACCCCAUAGCAUUAAGGACAUUGAUAUUUUAAAAUCAUCACCUCAAAAAAAAAAUAUCACUGCUCAAUUAGAACACAAUGAAAAUGUGCCCUAUACUUGUUCCGGAGGUGCCAAAGUAGGGCAAAGAUCACAGUGUCCCCCAGAGAACUAAAAAAAACAAAACCUCAUGAACAAAGCCAGAAACUUGACAGAGAUGAGGUCAUUGUGCCUCACUGAGCAGACAGUCUUGUUGGGGGCUAGAGCACUUUCAGAGCGAUGUCAUUUUGUUGACCGUGACAGAUUACAUAGAGCUGAUAGUGAAGGUACAGUCGGUGUAACCACUACUGGAGCCACUGUCAAUGAACCGGCCAGAACCCCAGAGGCCAUGAGGUGUUUGUAAUAGACAAGGAGCCUGUCCUGGCUUCUCUCAGGGUCUGUUUAGAUAGUCACCAGUGCUUGAGCUAGCCUUGUGGUGAUGAUGGUGACAAUCUUUCUAGACAAGUUGGGAGAUGAAAUCUCCAGGCAAAGACUAAUUUGAUUGUGAUGAAAUACUACUGUGCAUAAGAAAUGAGGAGCAGGUAACUUUUUAAAAAACCAUGGAAAGACUUACAUGAAAUUAUGAAAAGUGAAAUUAGUAGAACCAAGAGAACAUCAUAUACAACUAUAGAAUUAAUGGUAGAAGAAUAACUGGUGAAGGUCCACCUUCAGAGAAAGAACUCAAAGAAACACAAAAGACAUAGUUUAUAUAGAGAUUUCUUUUGGGUGGGUAGGGGGGCAAAUGAUGUCUUCUCUAGUGGGAGAGAGAAAGGAAAGUAGAUACCUAUGAAUUUUAAUGUAACCAACAAACAUUUUUUUUUUUAAAUUGCCUGCUUAGGGCAUGGGAAAUCCCUACUACUUGGGGACUGGCAAAAUAGCAACUUAAAAAAAAAUUUUUUAAUAGAAAUUCCUUUUCCCUUGAGGAAUACUCCAACAGAAAGAGAUGAUUGGUAAGGUAUGAAGUUUGUUUUUGAACUUAAUAUAAAGCCUCAUAUAGAUGAUGAUAUUUGCAAAGUAUAUAGCUACAGAUACAACCUAGACAAACAGUCUGAAUGAUGCUUGCUUAGAGAUUCUCUUAAGGAUGAAAUCUCAUCCGUAUUUGAUUUACAGCUACAGAUAUAGCCACAGUACUAGAAUUUCUUAAAAUAUGGACCAAAAAAGUUGAAAAAAAUACUUUCAACUUAGAUGAACAUAUUCACAUUUUAUUCAUAUUCAUUUUUAUUGAUUCCUUCCACCUCUCCACCCAGUUAAAAGAAAAUCUUGACUUUGGACACAUUGUGAAUGGAGUAAAGCAGAAAGAGCAUUGAAUUUGUUAGCAGAGAACUUAGGUCCAUAUUAAAGCCUAGUCCUUUGUCUUCUCUUGGCCUCAUUUUCUUUAACAGUGGAAAGAAUAGGCUGGGAAAUCUCUGAGGUUACUUUUUUUUCAUUUGAAAUUUUUUAUUUAAUUAAUUGAUUUAGAAUAUUUUUUCCAUGAUUACAUGAUUCAUGUUCUUUCCCUCCCUUCCUCCAAAACCCUCCCAUAGCCAGUGAGCAGUUCCAUUGGGUUUUACGUGUGUCAUUGAUCAAUAUCCAUUUCUAUAUUAUUAAUACUUACAAUAGAGUGAUUGUUUAGAGUACACCCUCAAUAAUAUCCCCAUCGACCCAUGUGAUCAAGCAGUUGUUUUUCUUUUGUGUUUCUACUCCCACAGUUCUUUCUCUGGAUGUGGAUAGUGCUCUGAGGUUACUCUCAAUACAAGAUCCUAUGACAUGUUAUGGAAAUAUAGAAUACAAAAGGAUUAAUGCUGUAGCUUGAAAUACAAAUUUAAUUUUCAUAUUGUACAUUGAUCUUUGGAGUAAGCCUUACAGAAGAUCUACUCCAACUCCUUUAUUUUAUUGACGAUGAGAAUUAGGCCCCAGAGAGAUAAAGAGAUACUUCAUUUCAUAUAUCUAUGAAAUGGUAUAGCCAGGGUGUGAAACCAGGUUCUCUGAUUUGAAAUCUACUGCCUCUCAGAAAGGAGGCACAGUGACUUAAUUUCACUAUAAAUUUGUAUUCAAGUAACACAAAAUUGAUGGUACGCUCAGUCUAAAAGAUGUUAGCCAUUUAUAAAAUUGUUGUUCAUCUGGCAUGAGAAUGGUAAGAAAGUCUACGUAUUUAUCUAUAUCUAUAUAAAUCACUAAACUAUAUCUCUUGUAGGUUGUAGAACUCUGGGUAUCAAAAAUUUGAAAAUUAUUUUUUAAAAAGAGGGAUUUAUUCACUGUCAAAUGGCCAGUUAGACUGGGACAUAUCAGUGAAUUAUUCCAGGACUUGAUAUUCAAAUCCAAUACCCUCAUACUAUAAAAUAACAUCAUUGCAUGAUUUUGUAAAUUUUGCCGUUUCAGUCUUUCACGCAUGCCUUUCAAGCUUUUUAGGGAUUUUCCCAAAAGCCCAUUCAGUUAGUCAAUCAGCAAACAUGUUGGUCUGGGUAGUGCUGCUUUUCCUAAAGCUCUUGGCUUUAGGAUCCUUGGCUAUCUCCUUCAGGGGCUGAGGAGAAGUGGCAUUUGUGAUUUGAUUUAAUUGGCUUAAGAUGCCAGAGAUGAUAGCUAUCUCCACUUUGGGGUGCCUUACUUUUUUUUUUAACCCAUACCUUCUGUUUUAGAAUCAAUUUUAAGUUGAGGUUAAGUGACUUGCCCAGGGUCCCACAGCAAGGAAGUGGCAGAGGCCAGAUUUGAAUCCAGGAUCUCCUGUUACCAGGUCUGGCUUUCUAUCCCCUGAGCCACCUACCCACCCCAGGGUGCCUUACUUCUUUAGCAAGGAAGUAUCUGAGGCUAGAUUUGAACCCAGGACCUCCUAUCUCUGGGCCUGACUCAAUCCACUGAGCUACCCAGCUGCCUUCUUCCUCUUUUCAUUUUUAUGUUUUUUGUUUUUAAAUUUUCAGUUACAUAUUUCCCAAUUUUUAAUUUUUUCCCCUGAUUACAUGUCAAUACAGUUUUCAGUGAUUGUUUUCUGACAUUUUGUGAUCCAUGUUCUCUCUGCACCUCCCCAAGACAGCAGGUAAUAUGAUGUGGGUUGUACAUGUGUUCUACAAUACAUAUUUGUUUUCACCAUGUUGUGAAAGAAGACACAUACCACACUAAGGAAAAAUUCAUGGAGGAGUGGAAGUGAAGAAUGGUGUCCUUCAGUGUGCAUCCAGACUCCGCCACUUCCUUCUAUGGCAGUGGAUGGCCUUUUUCAUCAUGAAUCCCUUGGAGUCGUCCUGGAUCCUUGCAGUGCUCAUAAUAGUUCAUUCAUUCGCUGUACUUUAUUGCUGUUACUGUGUAUAGCAUUCUCCUGGUUCUGCUCACUUCACUUUGCAGCACUUCCUAUAAUCCAGGCUUUUGUGAUCAUCUUGUUUGUUAUUUCUUGUGGCGUCAUAGUACGCCAUUACAAUCCUAUACCACAACCUGUUCAUCCUUUCUCCACUGGAUGGACAUCCCUUCAGUUUCCAGUUCUUUGUCACCACAAAAAGAGCUACUAUAAAUAUUUUUUUUAAAGUAGGUCCAUACCUCCAUCUUUGAACUCUUUGGGGGCACCAACUAGUAGGGGUAUUGCUGAGCCAAACAGUAUGCACAGUUUUAUGCUCUCCAGUACACAGCUCCACCAAUACUAUAUUAAUAUCCCAGUUUUUCACAUCCCCUCCAACAUUUAUCAUUUUCCUUCAGAGUUGUUUUAAUUUACAUUUCUCCAAUUUAUAGUGAUUUGGAGCAUUUUUUUCCCUAUGACUAAAGAUAGUUUUAAUUUCAUCUGAGAAUUGUCGACUCAUACCUUUUAACCAUUUGUCAAUUGAGGAAUGCUUUGUAUUCUUAAAUUUUUAACUUAGUUCUCUAUAUAAUUGAGAAAUGAGGCAUUUGACAGAGAUACUUCAUGUAAAAAUUUUUUCCCAGUUGUUUCCCUUCUAACCUUGUUUGCUUCUAUUUCAGCUUGUUCCAUUACUUCAAAACAAAAAAAAAUAAUUAAGACUGUGUUGUCUAAAAUCAAGUAUGUGUUGUCUAAUUAUUUUGUCUGUGACUAUUUCUUUGUAAAAUAUAGGAAAAUCCUUGUCUUGUCUUGUGUUUAGUGUUUGACUAUUCUGAGUUGUUAGAUGACAAAUUGAACUUUUGAAAAAAAUGUAAUUAAAAAUCGAUAUUUAAAAACUCAAAUAUUUAAUGGGGUAUAUUUUAAAAUGGAUAAGUUUACUAUAAUAAAGAAUGAGUUUUCAUUUGAAAA